Cherax quadricarinatus is the source of this 532-nucleotide messenger RNA. NCBI's taxonomy places the organism in Eukaryota, Metazoa, Arthropoda, Malacostraca, Decapoda, Parastacidae. The record is from RefSeq and is a predicted model, not a curated record.
UUAAUGGAAGCUGAGAAAGGUAACCAGGCACUGCGUGCAGAGCUGCGUGGACCAGGAGGAAAUUGUACAUCGUCUAAUGUCCUUAGAAACUGAAAAUAAUGCUUUAUCCGUAGAACUAAACCAAGCCCAGGACUCUGCCCGCAAGGUGUCAGAGAUACAGCAAAAUGAAAGCUAUUUACGUGCUCGUGUGGAGGAACUCGAAGUCACAGAAAACUCAUUACGGGAAACCCUUCAGCAGGCUGAUGUUAUUUUGGCUCAGAGAGAGAGAAAGCUCAGAGACCAGGUUGAAUCCCUCCAAGAGGAAGUACAGUCAUACAAAGACCAGCUAGAAGCCGCAGCCUCAAAGGAAUAUGGAGCGAAGGAGUCUGAAGUGUCAUACAAGAAACAGUUGGAACAGUUGCGUGCCCGCCUGGCUGACACAGAGCGUGAGUUGAAAGAGUCAUCCUCUGAGACAAUCAACCAUGAAACACAACAUCGUUCAGAGGUGAGAGUAACAUGUUCACUAGCAUUUAUCUAAGUGGUGAUGCUGCAG